Molecule: messenger RNA, 706 nt
Organism: Bombus huntii
Lineage: Eukaryota; Metazoa; Arthropoda; Insecta; Hymenoptera; Apidae
Product: peroxynitrite isomerase THAP4-like
Exons: 3
Coding region: 120-656 (178 amino acids)
Source: RefSeq, a predicted model, not a curated record
UCAAUAUUGUUAUAUAUUUUAUAAUAGUGUUCGUAAUAAUUAUAUUACGUAUGAUUUUGUAUCAACAAAAAGACAAAUUUUGAAUUACUAACGAAGUAGAAGAUAUAAAGACUUUUCAAAUGCAGGACAUCUCUGAUGAUUGUACAGAUAUGAGAUUAUUACCAAUGAAUGAAGUGCUCAAACCACUAGCUUGGUUAAAAGGAACAUGGAGAACUAAAAGUCCUGGAGCUGGUAAAUAUCCAACAAUUCAACCGUUCAGAUAUUGCGAAGAGAUGUCCUUCUCUUCUAUCGGUCAACCAAUGUUAAAUUAUUCUGCACUAAGUUGGAAGCCUGAUGAAAAAACUCCAAUUCAUUAUGAAGUUGGAUUUUUGAAAAUAAUACCUGAUACAAAUAAAGUUUAUAUGCUGCUGUCUCAUAACUUUGGUGUAACAACAAUAGAAGAAGGAGUUGUUGAAGAUAAAAUCAUUAAAUUGAAAACUACUCAUAUAGGAAGACCAACAGAAGGAACAAGAAGACCUAUAGUACUGGAGCUUCGAAGACAAUUUGCUCUUGUUGGAGACUGUUUAGAACAUACAUUAUAUAUGGCUACAGAAGACACAAAAUUGCAAGAACAUUUACAUGCAGUUUAUAUUAAAAAAUGCGAAACUGACCCAUGAAACUAUACAAUAUAAUUAUAUUAAACUGUACAAUAUGAUAUAUAUAUAUC